Molecule: messenger RNA, 3653 nt
Organism: Rhopalosiphum maidis (corn leaf aphid)
Lineage: Eukaryota; Metazoa; Arthropoda; Insecta; Hemiptera; Aphididae
Exons: 20
Coding region: 348-3443 (1031 amino acids)
Cellular component (GO): cytoplasm
Molecular function (GO): protein binding
Source: RefSeq, a predicted model, not a curated record
UCAUCAGUUUUCAACCUUUGAGGCUUUGAACUUUUUAUUUUUAAUUCGAAACCUAAUCAAAUCACUGUUGUUUUUAUGAAUAUAUUACAUAGUACAUACCACUAAAACACGUACCUUUACAUACUAUUACAUUUCUUGGAAUUGUCAGAAAUUAUGUUACUUUUAUGUUUAUUACAGUGUAUAGUUGAACAUUGUGUGUUUUUAAUUAAUUGUUCGUUAACAUGAUUGUACACCUCGAAAAACAUGUAAAUUUGUUUUUGUACAAUUAAUGAUAUAAAGACAUAUAUUGACCAACUAAUUCGUCAAAAACAAAAGCUCUUUGUUGUUAAUAAUUAAGAUCAGUUUUAAUGGAAUCCGUUAAUAAGCUGAUUCAACUAUUAAAACGCAGAGGAGAAAAUUUUGUCACUGGUCAUGAAAAAUUAAUUCUCAAUACAGAAAUUCUUCACACUAUUAGCACAAGAGUAUUAUCAACACUUCACAAUGAUCAUAUUUUAAAUCAUCACUAUUUAUCUGAAAUUUUAAAGAAAGUUGCAAAGUUGAAAUUACUAAAAUCAUCUAAUUUUGAUCUCAAUCAGUCUAUUGAACUUUCCUCUUUUCAUAGUCUAAUUUAUUUAGAACUGUGUGAUGUAGAUAUAGAAUGGAUAAUAGGCUUGAAUUAUGAAAAAAUUGAAGUUUUAAUUAUUUAUGGUCCAUUAAAGUCUUUAGCUGUGUUAUUAAAUAAAAAAUGGGCUAAUCUCAAGUAUUUAGCACUAAGAGGAACCCAUCUUGAAGCAUUAGAUAAUUCAAUAUUACUAGCACCUUCUCUUACAUAUUUAGAAGCGCCAAGAAACUUACUAACUGAAGUCAAAUAUAUCGAAAAACUAGAAUGUUUAGACAUUUUAAAUUUAAGCAUAAAUAGACUGACUCAAGUACCAAUAUUAAGCGACUAUGGAGCUAGAAAUUUAACUAUAUUAAUAUUGAGUUAUAAUUGUAUAAACAAUUUAUCAGGUUUAUCUAAAUUAACAAAUUUAAAGGUAUUAGAUUUGUCAAAUAACAUGAUUGUGCACCAUGAAUCAAUAUCAGCAGUGGGUGACAUGGCUUUUUUAAAAUAUUUAAAUUUAAGCAACAAUCCUGUAGGUUAUAUAAAGAACCAUAGAGAAAGAACUUGUGGAUAUCUUCAUGAAAAUGCAGCUGUUGAACUAUUUGAACUUGACAAUCGACUACUUUCAAAAUCAGAAAAACAGUUUGUUGGACAGUCUUCCAGAUCAUUAGAUGUGUCAUUUUUACAUUAUCAACAGCCUCCUACAAGUGUUAAAGCCAAAAAAAUAAGAUCUCCCGUUAUUGAAGACCAUAAAUGGGAGAAAAGUUGCAUUAUCCAAACUCCUGCACUACCAGCAACUUCAAAAAAAGAAAUUCCAAAGUCAGAACAUUUAACCACAAAAAAAAAAAUUGAAAAUGUACGGGAAAUGUUUGGAGAAGAUAAUUGGUUACAUAGUCAUGCUGGAAGUUAUGUUCAAGAUAUUUUGGGUAUCAAACAGCAGUCAGAAAAUGAAUCUUUUUGUGAAGAAGUUCCUGUAGUACAAAUUAUUGAAGACGGUAAAUCAAAAUCUAAUGAUCUUACUGAUGAAAAAGAAUGUAUUAUAUUAAGCAAUGAAUCUCAAUCAGAAAUGGAUAUAGAGCCAGAAAUUGUUCAAACAUUAAAAGUUGAUUCAAAUCUAGAAUAUCACAUGUUAAACAAAAACGAAGAACCUUUAAGAUUAUCAGAAAAAUAUUGGCCAGCUCAAAAUGUUGAUGUGAUAACUAAUGAAUAUUCAAAUAUUUUAUUAUGUUUAACUGAAAGAGAAUUAAAAGAAAGAAAUUCUGUUGAUGGUCAUUUGCUUGCUAACUGGAGCCGAGAUUCUAUUGAAAGUUGUGUCAAAAUUGGAUUUGACCCUAUUAAAUUGCAAUUAAACUUUAUGACCAUUCGAAAAAACCUAAAUCAAAGAAUAUAUACAAUGAGUGAAGAUGAUGCUAAAGAUUUUUUAAAUAUUAUUAGUAUGGAAUUAGAAUCAAGAACAUUAAGUGAAAUGAACCAAUUGGUAUUUAAAUGUAUAAAAUGUGAUACAAUAUUUUGUCAAGAAAACAAUAAAAAUGUUCUUAAAGAAAAAAGAAAAAACUGUUGUCCUAGUUGUGACAGCUAUAUAAUUGUACAAAUAGAAGAAGAACUUCUUCCAUCUACUUCUAAUAAGUCAAAGCAACCAUCAGAAAUAGAUGAGCAAAAUUUUAUUGACGAAGAAAACUCUAAUAAUUCAACACCUAUUAAUUCAAGAUCUAGCUCUGAAGAACCGGAACAACGAUUAUUUUCUAGUAAUGAUAGCGAUGUAGAAAUUAUAAGUAAUCCUAGUGAGAAUUCUGUUGAAAUUCUGGAAGUAAUAUCAAGUAAAGAAAUUAAAUCAGAAAAACCUCAGCUGACUGUUGAUGUCCGGACUGCAUUGACUGAAAGUAGCUCUUCAGGAUCAAUGACAGAUAGUGUGUGUACCGCUUAUGAAAGUCGAAAGCAACACAACAACAGUUCGUCAACAAUAAAAGGAAGUAACAUCGAUUCUAGGAUUCCAUCGGUAGUAGAUGUGCCUAUUAAGUUCUCUUAUGAUGAUUUUGUAUCUAUCGAUCUACGGUUAAAAUCAUAUGUUCAAAAUAAAUAUUUCCGGGAUAAAGAAGAAUUUGUAUUGGUUUUUCGAUGUAAUUGUAUAAUGACAAGCCCAGAUCACCGACUUGAUGGGUGUGUGAUUAUAUCAAACAAAUCACUAUAUGUGUUUAAAUUCAUUGGCCAACCAGAUGAACUUUUACAAAAAGUAUCUAGACAUCGGUUAAGUCUUGUCAAGUCCAUUGCUGCUCUUCCAUGGAAUGUUGGUCUAUCUAUAUGUGUCACUCAACCAGAAAGAGACAUGAAAUAUGCGUUUGUUUUUUAUGUGCCACAUAUUACAAUACGAUUAAUUGCAUUUUUAGAAAGGAUAAAACCAUUUGAACAACGAGAGGUAUUAGUUUCUUCCCCAAACACUAAUUCUUAUUUAUAUGUCAACAAUAUCCUUUAUAAAAAUGAAUUGCACUUACCUAUUAUUCAUGUGGUGUUUUGUGAGUGUGCGACAAUCAUCACAGAUAAUGGACUUGUUGAAAUUAUCGAAUUACCGGGUAUAGUGAUUACAGAAUAUGAACUAGUAGUAUUAGGUGGUGAAUGUGCAUGGCUGAUACCUUACGAUGAACAUUUCCCAACAUUAGCUCAUGUUCAACAAAUGAGUACAUUCAUUCGUAUUGAUAAAAACAAAGAGACACUUGGCUUACACUUUAAUGACAAUGUAUCAUGGUCAUUGAUAGUAAAUCAUAUUGAAGCUGAAUACCUGAUGGAUGAAACAAUAAGAAUAAUAACAAAUGCAAAGCAAAAAUUGUGUUCUGCCAUGCAAAUGGCCAAUUUAAAUUGCUCAACUUAAAUGAAUCAAGUCAUCCAAUGAAAUUGUUACAGCUCAAAAUAUCACAGAUUUCAGAAAUGUGUGCAAUUCAAAUUUAUUAUUUUUUAAACGAGAUUAUUUAUUUUAUUAAUACAAUCAUCUUAUUGACAUUAACAUUAUUCAACUUUGUGUGAUUAAUUUAAAUGUGUCCAUAUAGAGCAUAAUAUGUGCAUCUACUUUAUUCAUUGUUAU